Pseudogymnoascus verrucosus is the source of this 2499-nucleotide messenger RNA. RefSeq lists its product as uncharacterized. The transcript has 5 exons. Gene Ontology annotation, biological process: cell surface receptor signaling pathway; adenylate cyclase-activating G protein-coupled receptor signaling pathway. Gene Ontology annotation, molecular function: G protein-coupled receptor activity. NCBI's taxonomy places the organism in Eukaryota, Fungi, Ascomycota, Leotiomycetes, Thelebolales, Thelebolaceae. The coding region runs from base 757 to 1977 and encodes 406 amino acids. The record is from RefSeq and is a predicted model, not a curated record. Gene Ontology annotation, cellular component: plasma membrane.
AUGUUGUGUACGUUGUACUGGAGUAGCAUCGCCGACCUCCCUUUAACCCCUCACGCUCCUCAGCUCGACCCCCAUCAUCCAACGGAGAUCUCUGACUCGAGCCCACUUACUGUAUCCACCCUCUCCUGAACAUCAGCCACCGUAACCAAUGUGAGCGAGCAUCACCGAGCAAGCGGCCUCAAGGGACCCUGGUGUUUUGAUUCAUGCGACGCCCACACACACGACCACUGUCUCAACUCCGCUGUCUGAACCCCCCGCGCGCCACACACACCCUUAUCAACCCUGCAAAGCAUGUCCGCUAUGCGAUUUUUCAUCCCGCGAACUCAACGCAGACAUCAUCGCCAUGAUUUCUCUCCUUUCUCGUUGCCCCUCCGAGCGCAUCUCCGUCCGACAUGCCACCGCCGAGUAGGAGACCGAGAUACUAGCUCGUACUAUCCGUUUCUUAACUGCCGUGCCGUGCAUCUAACCGGCAUCUAUCGCAUUAGCAAGCCACUAGCUCCAUCUAUCUCUUCUCCACGAUCGUCUGCUUCCAAUAGUGUCUCGUCGGCGACUGACCGAGCGCUCCAAUGCCCGAGGAGAACCUUCGCGCCGACCACCUCCUCACCUCGCAAACAUUGUCAUCGACGUAUAUCUCCCUGGCGCGCCUUUUCUUGCCAGCUAAGCUUCAUGUUUGAGUUGUAACAGCAGUAUUUCCCCCAGACGACCUCCGGCACAGUAUUUGUAUAAUACUCGUUGCGGCCUAUAUCACCAGCCAUCAUGUCGCUCACCAAUUACCAGCUUGGGGCCCUUCAGACCGCAGAGCGUGUCUCCUCUGUUUUUUCAGUAGUUGGGAGCGUCUUCGUUAUUAGCACUUACCUCUACUCAGAGGCCUUCCACAAGCCUAUCAACCGCCUCGUCUUCUAUGCAUCAUGGGGCAACAUGGCCACCAACGUUGCUACUCUCAUAUCUCGGUCAGGCAUAGCUGCAGGCGUCACUUCCCCCCUAUGCCAGCUUCAGGCCUUUAUUAUCCAGAUGUUCAUGCCCGCUGAUUCCCUCUGGACGUUGGCUAUGGCAUUCAACGUCUACCUCACAUUUUUUCACCGCUACUCAGCAAGUCAACUUCGCUCCCUAGAGUUGAAAUAUCUGUUGUUUUGCUAUGGCGUCCCCUUCGUUCCUGCCAUCGCCUUCGUAUUCGCUGGGACUGAGGACAAGGGAAGGAUUUUCGGAUCCGCGACACUCUGGUGCUGGAUCACCGUUGAGUGGAACGCUCUGCGCAUUGCGAUCUUCUAUGGGCCCGUCUGGGUCGUCCUCCUCAUCACCAUGACCAUCUACGCCUUCGUCGGCAAGGUCGUCUAUAAGAACCACCGCCAAUUCCGCAACCUCCACACAACGACCGAUAACGCGACCACGACCGCCAUCCCUAACGACGGCGCCGACAGCGGUGACGCGCCCGUCAAUUCCAAGACGACUGAGGUGCACAUCACCAGCGAGUCCGUGCUCGAAUCUGGCUUUGACACUGCCUUUGACAGCGACCGCGACAACUUUAAGGCCCGCCCCAGCGCCGAGAAAUACCCCCGCUACGCGGUUAAUAUCGAAUCCUCCAUCGAGCCCACGGCAAGGAAUGAUGGCCAGGCGCCGCAGCGGCGCACCACGUCGACCGCCGACCGGGCUGCCUGGGCCUACCUCAAGUGUGCCUUACUGUUCUUCUUCGCGUUGCUAAUAACUUGGGUUCCGGCAACCAUUAAUCGAGUCGCCACCCUCGUGAACCCCGAGCUCGUUAGCUUCCCCCUUAACUUUAUCGAGUCGAUCUUCCUGCCCCUCCAGGGCUUCUGGAACGCCGUAAUCUACAUAUCCACCUCCAUCCCCGCGUUCAAGGCCCUCAUCUCCCCGCCUCGGCGCAGCUUCAUCGCCCUCACGGAUCUACCUAGGCGGACUGUCAUGGGCACCGGCACCCCGGAGAGCAAGUCGGAGAGUAUGGUUGAUUUAAGGGGGAACUAGGUUGCUGUGUUCGCCUCGCUUGUUAUGCCACGUCAUGUCAUAUUACGACCUUAUUAUAAUAUAACCUUAAUUUAAAAGUUUCGACUCGUUUAUCCAUCUUCUAUUUAAUAUAUUUUAUGCGCCGAAGCAGGUCAACACCUCUUCUCUUAUUUGAAGCAAGAUCACUUGGAGUGACUUUGAAAGUUGCGGGAGCUACUGUAUCCAGAAAGAGAUUGUCGAGGGUGCGGAGGUAUUUUUACCGGUCGAUUGGAUUACAAGUAAUAUUGAGAGAUAUCGUUCCUCAUUGAGCGCAGAGAAGAAAAUACGAGGUAUUGGGGGUUUCCCUAGGGAUAUCAUGAGAAUAAAUUUACUUAUACUUGAGACUAUAUGGCGCACCAUGAGACGCAUCGUAGUCCACAUACGAUUGCUCACAUUGCCUUGCGGCCCGUUUGGAGGGGUUUCAUUUAAACCAUUCGUAUCUAUAAGUUUGUUGCGAAGCACAUAGCCAUGGUACAUUCGCCAGCAGUAAGUACUUUAUAAGGG